CCAUGCUGACCCAUCUCCUCCAAAAACUAAGCCAUAAACCACCCACCGCCGUCCUCCUCCGCCGAAAAACCACCUCAGCUGAAUACGUAGCCUCAAGAAACCGAGAUCCCACUUUCGAAAAACUCAUGGACAAGUACAAAAACCUCUUCAAAGUAAUCGCAAUUCAAGACCUCAUCCUCGGUACAACCACCAACGCCGCCGCACCUCCCGCCGUCUCCCUCGAUUUCCUCAACCGCCUAUCCCAGCGCCUCCAUCUCAACCGCGGCGCCACCCAUUUCCUCCGUAAGUACCCCCACAUAUUCAACAUUUUCCACCACCCUAUCAAAUUACAACCUUAUUGUACACUGACGGAAACCGCCCUCAAAAUCACCCAACAAGAGGCUACAGCUAUCAAUUCUACUUUACCACUUGUAGUAACCCGUUUGGUGCGUUUGUUGUCGAUGUCAGUGACUAAAUCAUUGCCCCUUAGAGCCAUUUUCAAGGUUUAUAGGGAACUUGGGUUGCCUGAUGAUUUUGAGGAAAGUGUAAUCUUGAAAAAAUCUGAUCUUUUUGCACUUGUUGAUAGUGGGAAUGAACCAAACACUCAUUUGUUGAAACUUGUUGGGGAUAUACCGAAGGGGGAGGUAGUGGCUGCUGUUGAUAAUUGGAGGGUAGUGGAAUGUUGUAAAGAGGAUUGUGGGGUUGAUAGGAAUGAGAUUUUGUAUAGUUUUAAGCAUAGUUAUCCACCAGGGAUGAAGUUGAAGAGGAGUUUUAAGGCAAAGGUUAAAGAAUGGCAACAGUUGAAGUAUGUGGGGCCGUAUGAGGCUGUGGAGAUUGGAAAGAAGAGGAAAAAUAAGAUUGGGAUGAUGGAGAUGGAGAAGAGGGCAGUUGGUAUUGUCCACGAGUUUUUGAGUUUGACAGUUGAGAAAAUGGUUGAGGUAGAGAAGAUUAGUCAUUUUAGAAAGUGGUUUGGGAUUGAUUUGAAUGUAAGGGACUUGUUUUUGGAUCAUCCAGGGAUAUUUUAUCUUUCGACGAAAGGGUAUAGGCAUACAGUUUUUUUGAGGGAGGCUUAUGAAAGAGGAUGCUUGAUUGAACCAAAUCCAGUGUAUGAGGCUAGGAGGAAGCUUCUUGAUCUUGUUAUUUUGGGACGGCGAGGGUUGUCUAGAGGUCAUUCCAAGCCAACAGGUGUGAGCCAGGGGGAAGAUGGUUUCACUGAGGAGGUGAAGACUGAUUCAGAUGAAGAUUAGUUUACCUAUAGCUUGCAUCUGUACCAUAAAUGCAGGAUGCUUUGCAAUUGCUAAAGGCCUGAUGGAAAGGAUCACGGAAGUCAAGAGGCUUGAACAAAUUCUUAGCAAAUCGAAAUUGG
Molecule: messenger RNA, 1345 nt
Organism: Solanum verrucosum
Lineage: Eukaryota; Viridiplantae; Streptophyta; Magnoliopsida; Solanales; Solanaceae
Product: protein ROOT PRIMORDIUM DEFECTIVE 1
Exons: 1
Coding region: 3-1226 (407 amino acids)
Molecular function (GO): RNA binding
Source: RefSeq, a predicted model, not a curated record